Molecule: messenger RNA, 2712 nt
Organism: Mycena citricolor
Lineage: Eukaryota; Fungi; Basidiomycota; Agaricomycetes; Agaricales; Mycenaceae
Source: the annotation of a GenBank genome assembly
CUAAACCGGGCCGUAUCGAUCCGGUCCGAGGUUCCCCUGAUACGUAUGCCAAGCGGCAAGAAUCACUUCUUUUCAGCUCUCGUUGCAAUGGAUAGUCGUCUAUGGAAGCUGCCGAGAACGCGGCUGCGCGUACUAGUCGGCCCUCUUCUGAGCUUCUGCAUUAUCUCAUCAGUAUCGAGGAGCCCAUCCGGUCGAAGUGUCCAAGCUUCAAGCCGCCCGACACCGGAAAUCGAUGCCGUUCUCCGCCUCUUGGUGUUCUCCAGGAUCAGCACUCGGCGGUUUUUGUUCGUCUGGGAACUUCUGAAAUGAUGUGAGCCUCGCGAACGUGCGCGAAUGCGAGUGCUAUGUUCUUCUAUCCAAGCGAAAAUUGACUAGAAAGAACACGAUCACAACUUGGAUUCGACGAAGAGAGCGCGGACAGUGUGCUUGCUCCACUGCCAUCUGGUCAACUUUGUGCAAAGUCUCACGUCGACGGGAUAUCUGCAACCCCAGCAGAAUUCUUUGUCUCCACCUGGAGCGAGUAGUCUGCAGUUGCACAUGAUGCGCUGCACAUAACGGCGCCCUAUCUUCAGCACUCUCUCACGAAUCCGCUUUCCCACGUCAAGCAACUCGAGGUCCAUCUCCUUCUUCUUUAUUAUCCUGCUGGGCUUGGCUUCUCUCCCGUCCGCCUGACGACAAACGAGGAUGAUAAGACUGGAUCCCCAUGUAUAAUCACGCUGUAGGCCGCCUCGACUAAUGUCGGUUGCAAAGCGAGGAUCUCUCUCUUUCGAUGUAUCAGGAACUCGGGACGAGGUUACCAGCGUGGUCUGGGUCUAUUUUAGUACUCAGCUUGUCACUAGGAACGGUCCGGCCAGGAAAAGAAUAUCACAGGCACUGUCUGAUCUGUAGGAGAGAAGAUCUCUCGGACUCCGCGCUGCCUGUUCGCAGGGAGUGACGGCGGGUGACAUCAAAGCCGCGCAAGUCCAUCAGUCUGGAAUUGGAAAACGCGAGCCGCGCAACUUCAGCGAAGACUCGGGUAUCCUUUCUCGGGGACGAACGGAAAUUUGGCACUAUCUAUGCACAUAGUAGCAUUUGAAAUCGUCAAGCCGGGAUGAGGACAUAGCAAACCGGGCCUGAGUCGUGUUCAAUUUACUUCCUAGCGUCGAUGACGGCACCGAAAAGCUGUUGGGUUUCGUCUUCCCUGACAGCGAACCGCUCAACACAUGUUCUGCCAUGCAUUUCCUGUCGCGGUUUCUCCCCGGUCCAUGUGCCGUCACCAUCAAACUCUGAUCCGGGUGGCACUGCUCCCGGAAAAACCCUGUCACCACCGACGCAGAUCUCCGGAUGUGGGCGUGGUACAAGAACACCAUGGGCUUGUCUUGGAGAUUCUUUGCAUCGCUGCGCAUCUCCUUGUCCUCAACCCACCACCGCGUUACCGCCGUCGAUCCCAGCCACCCCUCCUCCCACUUUCCGAGUCCUUGCGCUGCUGCUGCGAUGGCCGUCGAAACUUCUCGCCCUUACACAUCCACUCUAUUCAACGAUCAAGAACCUGGUCAUCUGUCCAUGGAUCACCCCGGAGUAGCACCUGAGGUGGGCGGCCCGCUGUCACCCAUCGACGACAUACAGCAUCUGUGUCGCCCGACCUCCUCGCACAGUUCAUCCUCUUCGCCGACGUCACCGACCGUGACGACAUCUGACAUGCAAAAACGCGAUCUGGGAAAGCAGCAGUCCCGUUUCCGGUUAGCGCCCCAAAAUCCACCGGAUCGCAGGGCCACGCAUAACGCCGUAGAGAAGGCGCGUAGAGAGAGAUUGAACGACAAGUUCUCGACUCUCGCAUCGAUUCUCCCUCCCCUCGCGGGUCUUUCCCGGCCCACGCGGUCGCAAAUCGUCAACUCAACCAUUGCCACUGUCGUCGCUACUCAGCGCCACCGUGUUAGAACAGCGCAUGUCUUGCGCGAUUUGAUUGUGGAGACAGAGAGUCUGCGGCAUGAAGUUAAUAGAUGGCGCUCAUCGGCCCACAUCCCACCGCUCGCUGCGUCCAUCCGCGAGGUGCACAUGGAUGUUCUCCUCGGAAUCAAGGAGGAUGAUCGGCUCGGAAACUUGGAUGCCGUUAAAAUCGAACUCGAAGACGACGGCAGUGGUGACAGCGUUACUUCACCCGAGGCAUCGCCUCUGCACAUGGCACCUCCUCGUCACGCUCAUUCACACUCGCAUGCAAACCAGUGGUACGACAUGGCCGCCGAUCAGCAAGCCCCCUUCCACCUCGCGCACCACAGCUCGUAUCGCCCAUCGUCAGCUGUCGCUGACCACCGUCACAUGGCAUCGUCCUAUCCACCUGGCCUGCCCCCCAUCGACACACGCAGAUUUAGACAGGAAGACGACGAGCGUGCUUACGCAGAGGAUCAGUUUGCUUUCCAAUCGGACGCCGGCAUGGGCGGCCGCCCAGCCUUUGGCCCCCAUCGACGGCCGAUGCAAGCCCGCAGACUGUCAAACGAAUCUAUCCAGACCGGGGCCCGCGGCGGAGGCGGAGGCGGUGGGGCCGGAUACAACCUCAGACGCUGAAUCCGGGCGCACCGAUCGACGACUGUAGACAUGUACUUUUAACUCGCGUGUUUGUAUUGGAGGACCCUUUUAGAAUUUCCAUGCGGCAGCUACCGAAGCUGCAUUGGACCAGCUGUACUUAGCAGUAGAAAUAGAACGCCUGAGAUCCGUAGCCUGUACCAUCAAUAAAAG